Chlorocebus sabaeus (green monkey) is the source of this 4235-nucleotide messenger RNA. It is a transcript of the gene PRKCA, whose product is annotated as protein kinase C alpha. Gene Ontology annotation, molecular function: zinc ion binding; ATP binding; diacylglycerol-dependent serine/threonine kinase activity. Gene Ontology annotation, biological process: protein phosphorylation. NCBI's taxonomy places the organism in Eukaryota, Metazoa, Chordata, Mammalia, Primates, Cercopithecidae. The record is from RefSeq and is a predicted model, not a curated record.
CUAAGUAAGUCUAACGGACUGGGCACUUGUAACUUCAGUUAUGAUGCAAGGUAUUGAAUUCUACCUACGAAAUCUAUGGAGGUCGUUGCCUGUGGACUCAGAAGUGCCUAGCAGAGUUGAAUGUGUUUGCUGUUUUGUGGUCCACAAGAGGUGCCAUGAAUUUGUUACUUUUUCUUGUCCGGGUGCGGAUAAGGGACCCGACACUGAUGACCCCAGGAGCAAGCACAAGUUCAAAAUCCACACUUACGGAAGCCCCACCUUCUGCGAUCACUGCGGGUCCCUGCUGUAUGGACUUAUCCACCAAGGGAUGAAAUGUGACACCUGCGAUAUGAACGUUCACAAGCAAUGCGUCAUCAACGUCCCCAGCCUCUGCGGAAUGGAUCACACAGAGAAGAGGGGGCGGAUUUACCUAAAGGCUGAGGUUGCUGAUGAAAAGCUCCAUGUCACAGUACGAGAUGCAAAAAAUCUAAUCCCUAUGGAUCCAAACGGGCUUUCAGAUCCUUAUGUGAAGCUGAAACUUAUUCCUGAUCCCAAGAAUGAAAGCAAACAAAAAACCAAAACCAUCCGCUCCACACUAAAUCCCCAGUGGAAUGAGUCCUUUACAUUCAAAUUGAAACCUUCAGACAAAGACCGACGACUGUCUGUAGAAAUCUGGGACUGGGAUCGAACAACAAGGAAUGACUUCAUGGGAUCCCUUUCCUUUGGGGUUUCGGAGCUAAUGAAGAUGCCAGCCAGUGGAUGGUACAAGUUGCUUAACCAAGAAGAAGGUGAGUACUACAAUGUACCCAUUCCAGAAGGGGACGAAGAAGGAAACAUGGAACUCAGGCAGAAAUUCGAGAAAGCCAAGCUUGGCCCUGCUGGCAACAAAGUCAUCAGUCCCUCUGAAGACAGGAAACAGCCUUCCAACAACCUGGACCGAGUGAAACUCACCGACUUCAAUUUCCUCAUGGUGCUGGGGAAGGGGAGUUUUGGAAAGGUGAUGCUUGCCGACAGGAAGGGCACAGAAGAACUGUAUGCAAUCAAAAUCCUGAAGAAGGAUGUGGUGAUUCAGGAUGACGACGUGGAGUGCACCAUGGUAGAAAAGCGAGUCUUGGCCCUGCUUGACAAACCCCCGUUCUUGACACAGCUGCACUCCUGCUUCCAGACAGUGGAUCGGCUAUACUUCGUCAUGGAAUAUGUCAACGGUGGGGACCUCAUGUACCACAUUCAGCAAGUAGGAAAAUUUAAGGAACCACAAGCAGUAUUCUAUGCGGCAGAGAUUUCCAUCGGAUUGUUCUUUCUUCAUAAAAGAGGAAUCAUUUAUAGGGAUCUGAAGUUAGAUAACGUCAUGUUGGAUUCAGAAGGACAUAUCAAAAUUGCUGACUUUGGGAUGUGCAAGGAACACAUGAUGGAUGGAGUCACAACCAGGACCUUCUGUGGGACUCCAGAUUACAUUGCCCCAGAGAUUAUCGCUUAUCAGCCAUAUGGAAAAUCUGUGGACUGGUGGGCCUAUGGCGUCCUGUUGUAUGAAAUGCUUGCCGGGCAGCCUCCAUUUGAUGGUGAAGAUGAGGACGAGCUAUUUCAGUCUAUCAUGGAGCACAACGUUUCCUAUCCAAAAUCCUUGUCCAAGGAGGCUGUUUCCAUCUGCAAAGGACUGAUGACCAAACACCCAGCCAAGCGGCUGGGCUGCGGGCCUGAGGGGGAGAGGGACGUGAGGGAACAUGCCUUCUUCCGGAGGAUCGACUGGGAAAAACUGGAGAACAGGGAGAUCCAGCCACCGUUCAAGCCCAAAGUGUGCGGCAAAGGAGCAGAAAACUUUGACAAGUUCUUCACACGAGGGCAGCCCGUCUUAACACCGCCUGAUCAGCUGGUUAUUGCUAACAUAGAUCAGUCUGAUUUUGAAGGGUUCUCGUAUGUCAACCCCCAGUUUGUGCACCCCAUCUUACAGAGUGCAGUAUGAAACUCACCAGCGAGAACAAAUGCCUCCCCAGCCCCCAGCCCUCCCCACAGUGGGAAGUGAUCCUUAACCCUAAAAUUUUAAGGCCAUGGCCUUGUGUCUGAUUCCAUAUGGAGGCCUGAAAAUUGUAGGGUUAUUAGUCCAAAUGUGAUUAACUGUUCAGGGUCUCUCUCUUACAACCAAGAACAUUAUCUUAGUGGAAGAUGGUACGUCAUGCACAGUGUCCAGUUUAAUUCUGUAGAAGUUACGUCUGCCUCUAGGUUAACCCUUCCUAGAAAGCAAACAGACUGUUGCCCCAUUUUGGGUACAAUUUGAUAUACUUUCCAUACCCUCCAUCUGUGGAUUUUUCACCAUCGGAAUCCCCCAACCAGAGAUGUUAAAGUGAGCCUACCCCAGCCCAGGGGGCUGGAAACAUCUCCACCCAAGACAUCUUGGAAUCCAAGAACAGGAAGCCAAGAGAGUGAGCAGGGAGGGAUUGGGGAUGGGGGAGGCCUCAAAGUACCCUCUGCGUCCGUUCUCUGCCUCCAUGGAAACAGCCCAUAGAAUCUGAAAGGCCAGGAUGAACCUAAUCACUGUUCCCAAACAUUGACAAAUCCUAACCCAACCAUAGUCCAGCAGUUACCAGUUUAAACAAAAAAAGCCUCAGAUGAGUGUUGGGUGAAUCUGUCAUCUGGUACCCUCCUUGGCUGAUAACUGUCUUGAUACUUUCAUUCUUUGUAAGAGGCCAAAUCGUCUAAGGACGUUGCUGAACAAGCAUGUGAAAUCAUUUCAGAUCAAGGAUAAGCCAGUGUGUAUGUACCUUCAUUUUAAUCUCUGGGAGAUUAUUUUUCAAUCCAGGGUGCCAUCAGUAAUCAUGCCACUACUCACCAGUGUUGUUCGCCAACAGCCACCCCACACACACCAAUAUUUUGCUGCCUACCUUGUUAUCCUUCUCAAGAAGCUGAAGUGUACGCCCUCUCCCCUUUUGUACUUAUUUAUUUAAUAGGCUGCAGUGUCGUUUAUGAAAGUACGAUGUAUAGUAACUUACUGGAAGUGCUGAAUCUAGCAUCAGCCCCUACUGAUUGAUUUUCCUCCCUUCUCCAGCCCUGGAUGUCCACUUAGGGAUAAAAAUAAUACGGUUCUGAUUCCCAUUUCUAGUACGCCUGGAGCUGUAGAAUCAGGAAACCCGGAUGCCUAACAGCUCAAAGAUGUUUUAUUGCUAGAAGGAUUUUAAUAUGUUUUGCAAAUGCAUCAUGCAAUGAAUUUUGCAUGUUUAUAAUAAACCUUAAUAACAAGUGAAUCUAUAUUAUUGAUAUAAUCGUAUCAAGUAUAAAAAGAGUAUUAUAAUAAUUUUAUAAGACACGAUUGUGCUCUAUUUGUGCAGGUUCUUGUUUCUGAUCCUCUUUUCGAAUUAAGUUUUAGCUGAAUCCCUUGCUUCUGUGCUUUCCCUCCCCGCACAUGGGCACUGUAUCAGGUAGAUUAAUUUUUAAAUGUAGAUAAAAUUUCAGAAAUGAAUGGCUACUUUACAUGAUAGAUUAGGCUCUUACUACGUGUGUGUGUGUAUAUAUAUAUAUUUGAUUCUACCUGCAAACAAAUUUUUAUGGGUAAGGACUAUUUUUGAGCUGACACUCCCUCUUAGUUUCUUAAUGCCACCUUUCAUCCCAGUUCCUCCGCCACUUCCUCUUGGGGACAACAGGAAGUGUCUGAUUGCGGUCUGCCUAGUACACUGGUGCACAUGUGGCGUUGCUACAGCACCUGGGCUGACCUUUGUGUGUCCGUGUGUGUGUGUGUUUCCUUCUUCCCUUCAGCCUACGACUGUUGCUGACUCCAGGGGUGGGAGGGAUGGGGAGACUCCCCUCUUUAUGUGUACUGGACCCACAGGAAGCGUGCUGUCUUGAUGCCUCUGCAACGACCUGUCGUUUGCUCCAGUACGCACAAACUUCAUGAGACCAACACAGCCGUGCCCUGCAGGCACCAGCACCUGCUUUUCAGAGGCCGCAGACUUUCUUCCAGCCAUUGUGGCAUUGGCCUUUCCAGCCUUGGGAGGAGUACGCUGCUUUGGUGAGACACCCCCCAUGCAAGGUCCUCAGAGGAGCCAGGUUCUACCACAAACAGAAAGAGAGUGAAAGUAGCUGUCGGUCCUUGUAGAGAGCCACUCUGUUUCCUCCCAGAAGCAUCUCCUAGCUAAGCUUGCCGUAUUUUUCUUCUCUGGCUGUUUGCCUGAAGUUCGCAGAACGUACAACCAUGAAAGGCUUUUUGAGGUGAGAGGCCCAGGUGGUCCUGGCAACCCUGAGUAGAAGGAGAGAUGGGGUAGGGAAUG